GAAGUCGGCGUAGUUUUUCCUUAAUUUUUAGUUUAGGUUUUUUGUUUGUCUUUGUUUUGUUUGUAACUGCUCUCGCCAAGUUUGCUUUGGAUAAUUAUGAAAAUGAUCUGUUGAUGCAGAAGAAGAAACGUUUUAUGAUGGGGAACAUGGCGUCAGGGACGUCAACCAAACGUUAUAAAUACAACCACGCUGCGGUAGCCACAGACCACGUUGAGUGUUCCAGAAUCGGUCGAAAUAUUUUACACCACGGAGGAUCGGCUGUGGAUUCGGCCAUCGCCGCCAUGCUGUGUCUGGGUGUGGUGCACCCCCACUCCACUGGAAUAGGUGGGGGAGGGUUCAUGCUGGUUUAUCACAGGUAUACAAGGUUCUCGGAAGUGAUAGAUUUCAGAGAAAACGCACCGUUACUUGCGGACAAGAAUAUGUUUCACGGAGACCUGACAAAGGCUAUUAUGGGGGGCCUUGCUGUAGGUGUUCCAGGCGAAUUAAAGGGCAUGGAAGAAGCUUGGAAGAAAUACGGAAAACUUCCUUGGAAAAAACUGUUUGAGCCUGCUAUACAAUUAGCUGAGAAAGGCGUCAAUGUUUCCAAAUCUCUUGCCAUAGCGCUGGAGGUUUGGAACUUCCAUGUACUCAAGGAUAAAAGUUUAAAGGAGAUCUUCGCUUACAACGGCCGCGUUCUUAAGGCCGGGGAAACCUUGAGGCGCCCAACAUAUGCUAGAACGCUGAGACUCAUUGCUGAAGCUGGAAACGCUAAUGAAGUUUAUGGAGGAAGAUUUGGUCAACAGAUGGUGAACGAUAUCAACGCACAUGGUGGUCGCUUCUCGAUAGAUGAUCUAAAGAAUUAUAAAGUGAGAUUUCGAGACACCAUUGAACAGUCGUUUGGAAAGGGAAAACUGCUGACAUCGCCUCCUCCCACGAGCGGCCCGGUGCUGUCAUUGGUGUUGAAUAUUUUGAAAGGUUACAAUUUCACCAACAAUGAUUUUGAAAAUAACACAGCGUUGACAUAUCAUAGAAUAAUCGAGGCAUUUCAAAUGGCUUAUGCGAGACGUUACAAGCUGGGCGACCCGGAUUACGAGCACUCUGUUAAAGAAGUCGUGAAGCAGAUGCUCGACCAGAAAUUCGCGGAUAAAUUACGCACUAAAAUAUCGGACAAAAAGACGUUUUCUUCGCUGUAUUACGACGGUGCUAGUUAUGACGUCCCGGUUAAAACAGGCACAACACAUCUUGUUGUUGUAGCUGAAAAUGGCGAUACAGUUUCUGUCACAAGCACCGUUAAUGGAUUUCUUGGUGCAAAGUUUCGAUCCCCAAUACUUGGUCUUAUCUACAACAACGAAAUGGACGAUUUUAGUUCGCCUGGUAUGGUUAAUGAAUUCGGCCUGAAGCCUGCGCCCGUGAACUUCAUCCAACCUGGCAAGCGGCCGCAGUCCUCCAGCGCUCCGGUCAUCAUUCUCGAUGAGAAAGGUGACGUGGAUAUCGUCUUGGGGGCUUCUGGCGGCACAGUCAUUACGACUGCAGUUGCUCAGACUUUGGUGAACUAUCUUUGGUUCAAGAAGGAUGUUCACGACUCCAUAUCAAUGCCAAGGUUGCAUCAUCAGCUGUAUCCAGAAUUUCUUUUUGCCGAAACUCAAUUUCCAAUCACCGUCCUUCAUGAGCUGGAGAAAUAUGGACACAAGAUUAACAUAACAGACAAAAGUCACGGUGUUGUGCAGGGGAUAGCAAGGAUGUAUCGUGGGAUACACGAGGGUAAGAGGGAACAUACGCAACAUAAGGCGUUAUUUAUGGCCGAAUCGGACUUCAGGAAAGGCGGGAGGCCUUCUGGGUAUUAAAAUUUCCUCGCUAGUUCAUCCAAUUCACUCGCGUUUAUACUUUAUAAUGCUUGGUUACCUUUUUACAUUUCAAGUAAAGAGCGAACGCUAAUUUAGCGACAAAAAUAAAAUAGACAACACGUUAUAAAUUUCUCUUCUCUAUUAAAAUAAAAAUCUAUUAAAAUUUAAAAUUACUUUUUUGUACAUUCUGUAAUAUAAGUUUGCGUUCAUAAUAUGAAACUUCUAAUUCUUUAAUCAAAUUCAUCUCACUAUAUA
This is a messenger RNA of Dendronephthya gigantea, 2078 nucleotides long. Its product is annotated as glutathione hydrolase 1 proenzyme-like. NCBI's taxonomy places the organism in Eukaryota, Metazoa, Cnidaria, Anthozoa, Malacalcyonacea, Nephtheidae. The transcript has 9 exons. Bases 114 to 1823 code for a protein of 569 amino acids. Gene Ontology annotation, molecular function: glutathione gamma-glutamate hydrolase. Gene Ontology annotation, biological process: glutathione catabolic process. The record is from RefSeq and is a predicted model, not a curated record. Gene Ontology annotation, cellular component: plasma membrane.